CGCGCUUCGUAAACAUGACAAAAACUUCUGAGCGGCGCCGUGUCUUGGGGUCUGAAGUGUUUUAAGUUUAAACUUUAAAACAAACAAACAAACAAACAAAUAAUAAUAAAAAAAACGUUUCGUCGUCGUAAAGUCGCGGUUUAUUCUCAGCUACCGCGGUUUUGAAGCCGAACUCGGACUGAAUUCUUUGAAGUUUCUAACGACAUUAAACUUGGAGUAGUGUCACUGAGAGCUAGCGUAACUAGCCGGUUGUGAUUCCGUGUCCCAAACCACAUCGUUUUCACUAUGUAGUGCACUAGUGAGUGCCCUUUUCUUCUAACCAUGGGAAGUCGGCAUGUGAGCUGAAGGAGAAAUGAGAACGCACUAAACGUACUCCUCGCGUACCGUACAGAGCAUCGGCCGACGAGCGUUCCUGUCAUGAUGAGCGCUUCCAAGCCGGACAUCCUGUGGUCCCCGCAUCACGCUGACCGCUUUGUUAUCUGUGACUCCGAGCUGAGUCUGUACCGAAUCGGUACGGUCGGUACGUCAGAGGCCAAAGCUGGUGCCCUGCCGUUAUCCGAGGAGACAGCGGCGACGCUGCUGGCCAUUAACUCGGACACGCCGUAUAUGAAAUGCGUAGCCUGGUAUCCGAAACCCGAGCCGGAGUGUUUGCUCGCCGUUGGCCAGGCUAACGGUCGAGUUGUGCUCACUAGCCUCGGACAGAGCCACAACUCCAAAUGCAAGGAUCUGAUGGGGAAGGAGUUUGUGCCUAAACAUGCCCGGCAGUGUAAUACGUUGGCGUGGAACCCGGUGGACAGCAGCUGGCUCGCUGCGGGACUGGAUAAGCAUCGAGCAGAUUUCUCCGUUCUGAUUUGGGACAUCAGUAGUAAAUAUUCUCCCGAAGCAAUACCGGCUGAGAAGCUUCGUCUUUCUGUAGAUGCCGAUUCCGGCAUGGUGGUGACGAAACCGCUGUACGAGCUUGGACAAAACGACGCGUGUUUGUCUCUUUGUUGGCUGCCUCGUGACCACCCGAAGCUUUUGCUCGCCGGAAUGCACCGCAACUUGGUCAUUUUUGACUUGCGCAACACCAGCCAGAAGACCUUCGUCAACACCAAAGCCGUACAAGGCGUCGCGGUGGAUCCGCACUUCCCUGACCGCGUGGCGUCCUUCUUCGAGGGCCAGGUGGCCAUCUGGGACCUGCGGCGCUUCGAGAAGCCGGCGUUUACGCUCCCCGAGCAAGCCAAACCGCUCACCAAAGUGGCAUGGUGUCCGACACGCACCGGUCUUCUGGCUACUCUGACACGUGACGCCAACAUCGUGCGCCUCUACGACAUGCAGCACGCGCCCACGGGUCCCGUCGGCUCAGACGAAAGCGAGCCCACGGUGAUCGAACGCGGCGUGCAACCGGGAAGUGGCACCGACGGCGUCAUCAGCAGCUUCGCCUGGCACCCGUCCGCCCAAAACCGCAUGGUGGUGGUAGCACCCAAUCGCGCCAUGAGCGACUUUACCGUGUUCGAGCGCAUCUCGCUCGCUUGGAGCUCCACCACGGACCUCGUCUGGGCGUGCGGACGCCACCUGUACGAGUGCGCCGAAGAUGUCCGAGACGACGGCACCGACGAGAAAGACAUCGCCACUAAAAUGAGGGAGCGUGCUCAGUCGCGCUACGGCCAUGACACCGUCCAAGUAUGGAGGAACCACCUGCUGGCUGGUGGGAACGACCCACAGAUCAGGUCCCUCUGGUACACUUUGCAUUUCAUGCAGCAGUACACUGAGGACAUGGAGCAGAGACAGCAGGCAAAUAAACAGUCUCUGAUCUACUCGGGCAUCAAGAAUAUCGUCAAAUCCUGCUCGGGCACUACAGAGUUGCGGCGCUGCUGGAAGGGCUCGGAGAGGCCGACAGAUGUGGCGCAGUACCACAGCGAGGAGCGCAGCCUGGCUCUGCAGCUGUGCGGCUGGAUCAGCCGUGGACCGGACGUCGACGUCGAGCCGUUUCUCAGGUCUCUGGAGCAGGAGGGAGAGUGGGAGCGAGCCGCCUCCGUGGCCCUCUUCAACCUCGACAUCCGCCGCGCCAUCCAGAUCCUCCACAAUGGAGCGUCGGCAGAGAAAGCUGACCUGAACCUGAACGUGGUGGCCAUGGCUCUGUCAGGAUACACGGACGAGAAAGCUUCUCUGUGGAGGGAGAUGUGCAGCACGCUGAGACUGCAGCUGAAGAAGCCAUACUUGUGCGCUAUGUUCGCCUUCCUCACCAGCGAACCAGGGGCGUACGACGCAGUGCUGUAUGAGAGUCGUGUGGCUGUGAGAGACAGAGUGGCCUUCGCCUGUAUGUUCCUCAAUGACAAUCAGCUGUCCCGGUACAUCGAUAAGCUGACGAACGAGAUGAAGGAGGCGGGGAAUCUGGAGGGCAUUCUGCUGACGGGGCUGACGAAGGACGGCGUGGAUCUGAUGGAGAGCUACGUGGACCGAACAGGAGACGUGCAGACCGCCAGUUUCUGCAUGCUCAGGGGCUCGAGCGCUGAAGUAGUGAAGGACACGCGUGUACAGUGCUGGAUCGAGAACUACCGGAACCUGCUGGACGCCUGGAGGUUCUGGCACAAACGAGCCGAAUUUGACAUCCACAGGAGCAAACUCGACCCCAGCUCUAAGCCUCUCGCUCAGGUGUUCGUGAGCUGUAACUUCUGCGGGAAGUCCAUAUCCUUCAGCUGCUCGGCCAUGCCCCACCAAGGCCGCGGGUUCAGCCAGUACGGGGUCAGCGGCUCGCCUACCAAGUCAAAGGUCACCAGCUGUCCGGGCUGCCGGAAACCGCUGCCACGCUGCGCCCUCUGCCUCAUGAACAUGGGAACGCCAGUGUCCUCCUGCAUAGGUACGGGAAAGUCAGACGAGAAAGUCGACCUCCCGAGAGAUAAGAAGCUCGCUCAGUUCAACAACUGGUUCACUUGGUGCCACAACUGUCGCCACGGAGGCCACGCUGGUCACAUGCUUAGCUGGUUCAGAGACCACAGCGAGUGUCCGGUUUCAGCGUGCACGUGUAAAUGCAUGCAGCUGGACACGACGGGGAACCUGGUGCCCUCGGACAAGGUGUAGCCCCGCAGCGGUCCGGUUCUCCAGCCAGAGCCAGCGGAACGUCCUCGCAGUGCCGCGUCUACCUCCUCGCGUCGAGAUGAACGGACCAGGGUUCCAUUCAUACAGACUAAACGCUGCGUAUGUGAAGGCACGCUAAUUCUACAAUAAUACUGUGGCGUCGAGCCGAUUUCUUCGUGCGACACGAGUUUCUGUUUUCCUGCUUCUAUAUGUUGUGUGUUUAUAAAGUGCAGUUUUGAGCAAGAGUUUAGCUCGGCGUCUUCCAUCGAAUCGGUGUGUGUUCCUCUCCGGCCCUACCGGACACCUGCAGAACCACGCAGGGCUUCAGUACCGCCUCAGAUAAACGUUCUUCACUGGUCUCCAUCACUUGAUUCAAGGGGAAAACAAAAAAAAAGUUUUCUGGGAUUUUAAGGUGCAGUAUGUAAUCUUUCAAAGUGUUUGUAGCUUAUCAUAAUAAUGAUCAAAUGUCUUCAUGAAGGCUUUAGAACAAGUUUGAUUUGCAGUAUACAACGUAAUACAAUGGAUCUAGCAGGAUUCUGCUUUUCAGUAUUUCUGGCCCAGAAAUGAGCUCUGCCACAGUGGAAACAUAGUUAAAAGGCAAUUUAAAUGGAAAAACUAGUUUUAAGGCAAAAUGGUGUAAGUGAGGUUUUUUUAAAUUAAUUUUAUUUAUUGCAGUUCACCACGAAAACAGCAGAGAGCCCUGGAAAUUACAAACUGCACCUUUAAAAUGAAAUCAAACCCGG
Molecule: messenger RNA, 3800 nt
Organism: Ictalurus punctatus (channel catfish)
Lineage: Eukaryota; Metazoa; Chordata; Actinopteri; Siluriformes; Ictaluridae
Gene: mios
Product: missing oocyte, meiosis regulator, homolog (Drosophila)
Exons: 11
Coding region: 418-3060 (880 amino acids)
Biological process (GO): positive regulation of TORC1 signaling; cellular response to amino acid starvation
Cellular component (GO): cytoplasm
Molecular function (GO): protein binding
Source: RefSeq, a predicted model, not a curated record